CGAUAUCGACCAUCUGAUCAAAAAGAGGUGUUCGUUGUCGGCACGCGACACGCACACGACCUACACCAGGUCUUGGUCGUCUUUUGAAGCCCCAACAUUUCGUACUUCCUUAUUUUGUCGUAACGUGUCUAAAACUACCAUCCUAUUCCCUUUCGCAAGACCUUUUUGUAAAGAAUAGAAGCCGACAGUGAAACGUGAAACGCAAAUGAUUGCCUUUCGUUCAACGGCGGAGCUGUUAACGACCCCGACCGAAGAAGAAGAAGUAAUAAACCAAAGUCAUUACGAGGUGUCGAUAAAUAAUAUUUAGUGAAAGACCAAGAUUGGGAAGUACUUGACAGUGCGUGAAUGGAAGCCGCGUGGUGGUAGCAAAUAUUUGAGUGUUUGAAUUUAUUAAACGUGUCCCGAGUUCAAAAUUAAUGAUAUUAAAUCACGUGUUACCAUGAACGUGGCAAAGAAUUAUUAUGGUUAUCAGGAUUUGAUCGAUACCGGUCAUCAAGAAUGUUUAAACAACAACCAAUUAAAACCACCAAGAUCGACAUUACAUUUUCAAAAUUAUCACCAUACAGAAAAUUAUUCACCAUUCACUUUUAUCAAAUAUGAAAAGAAUAUUGGAGAUUACAACGAUGGAUACAGCGACGAACAUGAAAUUUAUUCAGAAAAAGUAUGCGAAGUAAAAUCAUUUGAAAUAGUUGCAAGUGAUUUAAGUCAAAGUACUCUAUCGGAUGCCGGAUUUGAUUAUUAUGAUUUAAAUCCAUCACCUGUAGGAUUAGAUUUUCGAGGUAAAUCAAUAAUUGGUAAACCAGAAAAAUCGGUGGGUGGGAUUCGGCGUAGUAAUAGAAGAAAAAAUGUUUUAAGAGACGGCCCUCCAUCACCGACAGUUAUGAAGAAACGUAGAUUGGCGGCGAACGCGCGCGAACGGCGGAGAAUGAACGGUCUCAACGAAGCUUUCGACCGGUUAAGGCAGGUGAUACCUAACUUAAAAUCGGAACAAAAAUUAAGUAAGUUUGAAACGCUUCAAAUGGCCCAAACUUAUAUCGUUGCAUUAAGAGAUCUUUUAAAAAAUGAUAGUGCUAAUAGAUAAUAUUAAUUUAUUAUAUUUAUAUUUAUAUUCGAUUUUAUUGUAAUAACGGUUUUGUAUGUUUUAAAAUGAUAGCAAAUGCUGUUCCUACCAAAAGCCAAAUUGUUAAAAUUAUUAAUUAUAGAGAAGUGUAUUAUAUAAUUAGUUCAUUAUUGAGAACAUAGAAAUGGUAAGCGAUACAAAGUAGAUUAAUUAGACAAAAUAAUUCUUUUUUAGUACGAGUAAUGCUAUUGAAAUAAAUAAACUCGUUUAAUCAGUUUUGAUCAUAACUUAGGGAUAUUAGAAAAAACUGUAAGAAAUAAGUUGCAGGAAUGAAAAUAACGUUGCAGUAUCAAUUUAAGAAAAAGGUUGUUUUACUUACAAUUAGCUAACUUCACUAUUGUUUACCAGAUAAUGACCUUAAAGUCUUCUUUUAGUGAUUAACUGUUUCUCUUCUGCAGAUCGCUUUUUGUCUAAUUUGUCCAAAUCUACUUUAGUAUCUCUGCCACAUCAAAGAUUGAGGAGAUAAUCUGGAAUAAUUAUACAAUAUAAAUUAGAAUUUAAGAAAUAGUAAAAGAAAUGAGUACAAAUUUACUACAAGUUUCAAUUUGAAAGUAAGAAAUUGAUAGUGAUCUCAAGAUAUUAUUAUAAUUAUUAUUUAUUACUUAAUGUAUUAUCAAUAUUAUUUAACUGACUGCAAUCUCAAUAAAGUAAAUCACAAAUAUAUCAUAAAUGAUAUAAAUAAUGAAUACAUUA
This is a messenger RNA of Onthophagus taurus, 1813 nucleotides long. RefSeq names its product neurogenin-1-like. Gene Ontology annotation, molecular function: protein dimerization activity; DNA-binding transcription factor activity, RNA polymerase II-specific; E-box binding. The record is from RefSeq and is a predicted model, not a curated record. Gene Ontology annotation, biological process: positive regulation of transcription by RNA polymerase II; sensory organ development; axon development. Gene Ontology annotation, cellular component: nucleus. NCBI's taxonomy places the organism in Eukaryota, Metazoa, Arthropoda, Insecta, Coleoptera, Scarabaeidae.